AAAAAAAAAAAGAGGGUUCGCGCCUGGGCUUCGCCGCCGCCGCCAGGGAACGAUCCGGUCCCGCUCGCGUUCGGAUCCGGCGCUCUGGGUGUCUUUGGGGAGGGUCGGCCGGAUUUGGGUUCUCCUCGCGUGGAAGGAGGGGGAAGGCGGAAAGAAGACGAAGGGCAAGCCGCACGGAGGGAAUUUAAAAUCAUCAUUAAAAAAAAAAAACACCAACAGACCAAACCGCUCCCAAGAAGAUCUGGUAUAUAUAGAUAUUCCCCCCCCCCAUUUUUCCUUUCUUUUUUGCCAAUGGCCAAAGGGGAAGGAGCGGAAAGCGUUUCAUCGGCGGGACUUUUGCAACAAACGAUCCUAAAACAAGAGGAAUUUAUCCGUCCCAAGAGAGAAAGCAAAGAGAAGCUGUCAAUAUGCAGCAAAGUCUGUUAUGCCAUCGGUGGAGCACCCUACCAGGUCACAGGAUGUGCGCUGGGGUUCUUUCUGCAGAUCUACUUGCUGGAUGUGGCCCAGUUGGACCCUUUCUAUGCCUCCAUCAUCCUUUUUGUUGGCCGAGCGUGGGAUGCCGUUACGGAUCCGCUGGUGGGGUUCUUCAUUAGCAAAACGAGAUGGAGUCGCUUAGGACGUCUGAUGCCCUGGAUUCUAUUCUCCACUCCUUUUGGUGUGAUCUCCUAUAUCCUCAUCUGGUAUGUGCCUGACAUCUCUCAAGGGCAAGUGAUGUGGUAUCUUUUCUUCUACUGUGUUUUCCAGACGCUUGUGACGUGCUUCCAUGUGCCCUACUCCGCGCUCACCAUGUUCAUUAGCAGAGAACAAAGCGAGCGAGACUCAGCCACCGCCUACCGCAUGACAGUGGAGGUGCUGGGCACAGUCUUGGGAACAGCCAUCCAAGGGCAGAUUGUUGGCAAAGUUGACACACCGUGCAUUCCUGACCCACCGUCGAUAGACAUUGCCAACAAUUCGUCUGUGGCUUGGGAGGAGCUCAACAUCACCCACGACACAGGUUCACUCACGGACACGAGAAAUGCCUACAUGAUAGCAGCUGGUGUCAUUGGUGGGAUCUAUAUUCUCUGUGCUGUCAUCUUGUUUCUGGGAGUGCGAGAAAGGCGAGAAUCCUCAGAGCUCCAGUCGGCCGAACAGGCUUCCUUCUUCGAGGGCUUGAAGCUGGUGAUGAAGCAUGGCCCCUACAUCAAGCUGAUUACUGGCUUUCUCUUUACCUCUUUAGCUUUCAUGCUCCUGGAAGGCAAUUUUGCCUUGUUCUGUACCUAUACUUUGGGUUUCCGCAAUGAAUUCCAGAAUAUUCUACUUGCCAUCAUGCUCUCGGCCACCUUGACCAUCCCUUUUUGGCACUGGUUCCUUACUCGGUUUGGGAAGAAAACGGCCGUCUACAUUGGAAUCUCGUCUGCCACGCCUUUCCUCAUCUUGGUUGUGACGAUGGAGAGUAACCUCAUCAUCACCUACGUUGUAGCUGUUGCAGCUGGGAUGAGUGUUGCUGCUGCCUUCCUUUUACCCUGGUCCAUGUUACCAGAUGUCAUUGAUGACUUCAACCUCCAGUACCCAGAUUCCGGGGGCCACGAAGCCAUUUUCUUCUCCUUCUACGUCUUCUUCACCAAGUUUGCUUCCGGAGUUUCUCUUGGGAUUUCCACACUGAGUUUAGACAUUGCUGGAUACAAGACCCGAGGCUGCUCCCAGCCAGAGGAGGUGAAUUUCACGUUGAAAAUGCUGGUGUCAGCUGCUCCGGUGAUUUUGAUCAUUCUUGGCUUGCUCCUCUUCAAGUUGUACCCCAUUGAUGAAGAGAGGCGGAGGAAAAACAAGAAAGCCUUGCAAGAUUUAAGAGAUGAAGAAAGCAACAGUAGCACUGAGUCGGACUCCACAGAGCUGGGCAGCAUCGUUUGACCCCCGCCUUGCCUUGGUUUAUGGUUUACGCACUGGGAUUCUUGGGAAACAGGGACGGCGAGGCUGCAUCUGCCACCCUGGUGUCUGCUGUGCAGGAGGGAAUACUGACUUGCUCCUAUGAGGGAGUGCCUUAUGACGUCCUUCCAGACUGCGCUGGAGAGCAAAACUCGGUAUAAGUUGUGCCUUAACGUGGGAUCCAUGGCGUGCUGACUUCUGUGUGCAUGCAGGGUGGUAUUGGGUACGGAUCGAAUAAACACCCAAACCCAACGUGUCUCCUCCUGGAAUGAGUUAGGAAAACCCAUUUUGAGCCAUGACUUUCUUCUGGAAGAGAGGAUGCCACCUGCCACUAAUCCAAGCUGGUACCACUAGCAUUGAAUGUGAUGCAAGUUUUUGCAGUACUGUAAAGUUUGUGUGUGUAUGUGCGAGCGUGUGCGUAGUUGCGUGUUUCAUUUUUCUCUUACCAUGGACCCUGAUGGUGCUUCGUGGUGUAUAUUACACCAGUGGCAUGACCUUACCGAACACAACUUUGUACUGUCCUGUUCUGUAAAUAAGGCACAAUGUAAAAAACAAACUGUGGUGUUGCUGGGUUUUAUCUGUGG
Messenger RNA from Pogona vitticeps (central bearded dragon), 2486 nucleotides. RefSeq names its product MFSD2 lysolipid transporter A, lysophospholipid (gene MFSD2A). Gene Ontology annotation, biological process: lysophospholipid translocation; carbohydrate transport; lipid transport across blood-brain barrier. Gene Ontology annotation, molecular function: lysophospholipid:sodium symporter activity; fatty acid transmembrane transporter activity. NCBI's taxonomy places the organism in Eukaryota, Metazoa, Chordata, Lepidosauria, Squamata, Agamidae. The record is from RefSeq and is a predicted model, not a curated record. Gene Ontology annotation, cellular component: plasma membrane.